AUGUCCGAGUUGAAUAGUAUUUUUAGUGAUUUAAAAGUGAUUUAUGUGCCACAACUGCAGUGGGUGGACGUGGAGGAGUGGCUAUAUGGCGAGGAGGCUGAAGAGAAUGAAAUGCGGCAGCGGGCGCACAAGUUCUGGGCCCUGGCAAUGUGCAAGCAAGAUCUGUGCAGGCAGGAGACACAGUUACAGUUACUUCGCGAUUUGGCGGGAGUUAUACGCUCAAUGCGGAAUGAAAGCCAGACCAGCUACAGCAAUACCCACGACAACUGGGCAAACAUCAUCGGUGUGUCGCCGGCGAAUGCAUAUCUGGCAUACAUCUACUCCCUGGUCAGCAUGGGCAUUGCCCCGGAGCAUGUGCAGCAGGCUGCACCAAAAGACCUCAACGAACACCUUAACCUGCAGCUGGCCCUGAACGCCGUAAGCACCUACCUUCUCACACUAACCAUUCCGGGGGCCAAGAGCUAUGGCGUCUUCGACGAGGAUGUGAUCGAGCACGUUCUCAAGAUCUUUAAACUGCUGGAACAGAAUGCCAGCCGCAGUGUAAGAGCCAAUACCAUCUGGAUGUUCUUCCUGACCAUCUGCGAUGACCUGAAACUUGUCUUCCGCUAUGUCCACUUCAAGGAGCACCUCAAACCGCGCGACAAAAUCAUCCGCUGCCUCAUGGAAAUUCUCUACAUGAACUUCAAGAACGGAUAUCAAAAUUCCUGUGCCCCUGCUUUGCACACUAAAUGCUACGAGCUCUUUGGGGAAAUUGCCAAUGAACAUAAUGGUGAUGUCUAUGAGACCCUUCAAUUGAUCAUGCGCCAGACCUUUCCCAUGCACAUCUUCAUUGAUAGUCCCCAGAGCAUCAGUGUCGGACGUCGCGGAGGGGCCAUGCAGAGCGGAGAACACAUCUCCGAUUGGUUCAUCCAACUGAUUGAGAAGUACCCAGAAAUCCUCACCCGUAUCCUGCAUUUCUACAUCGAGUGCGUGGUCUCCAAUCCCAUCAAGGCGUGGAAAAGCAACGAUGAGAAGGUUGCUAUAGGCUAUGCGGCCAAAUACGAUCGAGUUCUCUUCGCCAAGUGUAAUAAAUCAUGCGCUGAGUAUGUCCUUGAAGCUGUCAAAGCCGACGAUGCUGUGGGGAUUCAAACACGUGCGUUGGAUCUAAUCGAAAGGAUCCUGCUGCAGCAGAGCGAGGUGCAGUGGAGCAUAUUCCGGCACGAUGUGUCCAAGGUGCCGAGGGAAGUGCCACUAAUAACCGAGGUGAUACGCUGCCUCAACGACAGGACUUUUACGGUUCGCAAGAAGGCGUGCCAAGUGCUCGUUCUGGCCCUUAAACAGGGCUCUCCAAUGACCACGAAAAUUCUUGAUGAGAGCAUUCGAUUUGUUCAGUUCGAGGAUGCGGAUGUGGAGACCCUGACGGAGCCAUCGGCAGAGCAGCAUGAGCUGCGAUUCGAGAAGCCGGGAAUAAUACAAUACGCCUUUAGUUUUGAGGGACAUGAGGAACUCGAAGUGGAGGUCAAGAAUAUCCCACAAAUGGUGUAUCAGCGAUUUCUGGCUGCGGACAAUGGUCUGGCCCGAACCUCUGGAAUUGCUUUGCUCGAGAGAUUGGUGCUCAUAAAUCCCCUGAUCAUUUACAACACGAAUUUCGUAAAGGAAGUCUCCUUACUGGCCGUAGAUCGGCUGUCAUCAGUAAGGAAAUCGGCUCUGGAAAUGGUGGAAACCCUGCUGGAGGCCUUCUCCAAUUGCUUUGCUUUGAUAUGCGUUUACUGCCGGAUCUGGGCGUGCCUCAUGAGCGACGAGGAUGUGGCACUGCAAAAGUUGGCCGUUCAGAGCUUCGAUCGGAUAGUCUAAAAUAUUCAACCCUUGGAGUAUUCGAAUAAAGCCAAGCAUUUUAUGCCCUGGCGAAUAAUUAGUACACUUCUGGCCACGCAGCCAAGAGCUUACCUGCAAGAAAGAUUUGCUAUUCUGCUGGAGAGAGAGACCUUUGUCACACCGAAGCUGGUGAACGUUGUUAUCUCCCAUCUCUCCACUUCCAUGGCCACAGAUGCCUGGGGACUGCUACUUCUCCUGUCCAGUCGGAUCACCAACAAUAUGGAUGCCCUGAUUGGUAUCUUCAACGGCCUCUCCUCGUACAACAUGCAGUCGAAUCAAUCGCUCGCUCUUCAACUCAUCAUCUGCUGUCUGGGGAACUUCUCAAAAGCGGCGCUAAAUCAGCUUUUCCAGCGUCUCUUGACUGCCCUCAGUUUGGGUAACAUUUGGCUGUCUCUGAUCUCGACGGCAGUGAAUUUGCUAAAUCAGAUUCAUCACCUGUCCGUCAGCCAAGCUCCAUCGUUGGAUGCCGAAGCGCCAGAUUGGCAACUCAAGUUGCUGGAGGAUCUCACUAAUGGCAUACAGACGAGUGCCAAGAACUUCCAGGAUGAGCACGUACGCCUACAUUGUCUUUUAGGUGCCUACACGGAGAUAAUUGUAAUGCUGCCCAUGGAUCCGGACAACAGGAUCGUAGAUUUCGUUUUCAAGUACCUGCAGGAGUGCACCAAGCUAAGUGAAUCUCAAUUUGAUACGGAGAACGAGCGCAUGACCAACUGGAUGAUUGUGAUAGCAGGACGCCUGAGUCUACGGGACAGUCGCCUGGCCAACCGUGCAUCGAAGCUUUACCGUAUCAUCCUAACAAAGAACGAUAGACCGCAGAUAAUCAACACCACGCUGGUGGUCUUGAACGAUCUGGGAAAGAAGCACCCAUCGAUUUUGGAGAGCAACUUCCAGUGCAUUUUAUCCAAACUGCAUUCCAAGUUUGCUAUGACACGAGUACGUACCUUCCGUUGCGUGAAGGACAUCAUCCUGUCGGGAAAUAUCAAGCUAAAGGGUUCCAUUUUGAUAUCCAUGCUGGCAUCUCUGGUGGAUGAGAGUGCUGAGGUGGCCCGCGAGGCAGAUGCCUUCUUCAUUCGCUACAGAAGAUUGUAUCAGAAGCAGUUGUUUGAUCAUUGCCUCAAGGAGUGUCCCUUUGACUUGAAUGGGCUGGCUAGCUCGAGGGGAGUGAUAAUGGAUACCAACUACAGAUCACCGCUAAUGGGUAGUGAAAUGUUGAAGAAUCGUCGGUUGCUGUAUAAUCACAUAAUGUCCUCGGUGGAGGAGAACACACUCUUGCUUUACUUUGGACAACUCAAGCUCUUGGCAGAGAAAACUAAGGACCAAACUUUUGUUAACACUCCUGGUGCCAUGGCAGUGGUCCAGGAUAUGCUCUUCAUCAUGCGACGCAUUUGUUUUCUCACUAAAAGCAAGGGCAAAGAGAAAAGCACUAGAGGCGAAGGCGAUAACGAGGCGGGGGAGGAUGAGACGGUGGAGAUAGCGCCGCCUCAAAACCCAGAACCAAGUACUUCAACGUCAAAGGGAACCGGCAGGGGCAGGCCAAAAAGGACGGACUCGUCGGAGGAACCACUUAAACAAUUGGAACGUUGUCUUCGCUAUGUAGAAGAAACCCAUCGUAACCUUAAAUCCGUGAUGAACAAUGAUCUAAAGCAUUCUUUUGACAACUUUUGUCGCGCCCUGGCCAUGAGAUUUCCCAAUUACAUUGAUUUUGCCCAGCCGGCACACUUUUGGCAGAAGUACCGAUCUGGAAAAGGUCCCAAAGAGGGCAAAAAGAAGCGACGACGCUUGACUGACAGCGACGAGGACGAGGACGAAGAGGAGACUGCAGAGGAGGGUGACAGUGAUAAUGAGAUGCCGCUGGAGCGGCACAAAUCCACACCAGCAACGGGAACGCGUUUACGACAAAGGACUACGAGCUGUGAUAUGCUUGUUACGGAACUGAUCUUCCAGCCGCCCGAUUGGUAGCCUCCUCAACCUAAUAUAAGAAGCUUUGUAAAUAGA
This is a messenger RNA of Drosophila serrata, 3849 nucleotides long. It is a transcript of the gene Cap-D3, whose product is annotated as Chromosome associated protein D3. Lineage: Eukaryota; Metazoa; Arthropoda; Insecta; Diptera; Drosophilidae. Gene Ontology annotation, cellular component: condensin complex; condensed chromosome, centromeric region. The record is from RefSeq and is a predicted model, not a curated record. Gene Ontology annotation, molecular function: histone binding. Gene Ontology annotation, biological process: mitotic chromosome condensation; meiotic chromosome condensation.